AUGUCGACCUCUGCCAGCGUCUUCCGCAUCGCGCGGUUUGCCGCCAUGCGCUCGGCGCGCAUCGCUCCCUCAUCAUCGCGCUGCUUCUCGCGCACCGCCUUGGUCGGCGAGCCCAAGAAGCCGUCGAUCAAGGCCAUCGCCGAGCUGCGCAAGCUCAUGCCCGGCACGAGCAUGAUCAAGGCCAAGGAGGCCCUCCUCGCCUCGCGCCCCGCGUCUUCGCCAGACGAAGACUCGAUCGAAGCUGCACUCGAGUGGCUCGAAGCCGACCGUCGAAAGUCCGGAGCCAAGAAGGCCGACAAGGUCGCUGGACGUCAGGCACGCGAGGGCAUCGUCGCCGUCACCGUCCUCUCCGACGGCCUACCCAGCGCAGUCGAACUCAAAGGCCAGCUCAAGGACCAAGCUGUCAGUGCAGGCAUUGGAGCUACGGGUGCGGCUGCAGGCGGCAUCGUCGAGGUCAACUGCGAAACCGACUUUGUGGCCAAGAACGACGUCUUCACCCAACUCGUCAAGGACAUCGUACACACAGUCGCUCUCUUCCCCGCUCUUACAAACCCUACCGGGGCAGAGGAUGGAUUCGUCCAGAUCCCAGUGGACCAGCUGCUCGCCUUUCCGCUGCUGCCAAGCUCGCCCGAGGCCCAGGGGUCUAGUGUGGCACCCAAGACGGUGGGUUCAGCGAUCAUCGAUGUCGUCUCGCGCCUGGGCGAGAAGAUCUCGAUCGCACGUGCUGCCGCCAUCCCUCCCCCGCAGACUCCAUCGGCAGAUGCUCCGCGCCGCUCCGAGACUGGCAUGGACCGUGGCGCCUCGGUGCUGAACCUCGCCUCUGCAUUCGCCCACGGUGGAUCCGCCGGCUUUGCGCCCGCCAAGGAUGCCGCCAAACCUGGCUACGUGCUCACCAGCGGCAAGGUCGCCUCGCUCCUCACCACGCGCUUUGCCAGCCCCCAGCUUCCAGACCUGCUGGCGUCCUCCAGUGAUGAUGUCCAGAUCAACAUCCGCGCGCUCACCCGGAGUCUCGCCCGACAGGCCGCCGGCAUGCAGACCAAAUCCAUCAAGGCGCAUGCCGACAACAACGCCGAGGUGCAGGGUGAGGUGAGCACCGCGCUGUACGACCAGCCGUUCAUGAUGCUGCUUCCCGCUGCGGCGCCAUCGCCCGAGAGCAGCGCACAUCCCGUCCAAGACGUGCUGCGCUCCUGGGCUAUCCACAACAAGCUCGAGUCGAGCGACGCAGAUGCCGUCCAGGUGCUCGACAUGCACCGUUGGGAAGUCGGCGAGACUGCUGCACCUGUCGAGGCUUCCGCCGAUGACUUUGCCCAAGAAGUCCGCAAAGCCGCCGGCCUCGCCUAG
Moesziomyces aphidis is the source of this 1341-nucleotide messenger RNA. NCBI's taxonomy places the organism in Eukaryota, Fungi, Basidiomycota, Ustilaginomycetes, Ustilaginales, Ustilaginaceae. The record is from the annotation of a GenBank genome assembly.